Zophobas morio is the source of this 1612-nucleotide messenger RNA. RefSeq names its product cytochrome P450 6A1-like. Gene Ontology annotation, molecular function: oxidoreductase activity, acting on paired donors, with incorporation or reduction of molecular oxygen; heme binding; iron ion binding. The transcript is spliced from 3 exons. Lineage: Eukaryota; Metazoa; Arthropoda; Insecta; Coleoptera; Tenebrionidae. Bases 37 to 1605 code for a protein of 522 amino acids. The record is from RefSeq and is a predicted model, not a curated record.
UAGAUAAUAUUAAAAUGUCAGACUCUGAUCUCUAAAAUGGAUGUCCUUCAAAAAAUCAACUAUCUAGAUGUAGUAGGAAUAGUGGUUGCAGUGUCAGUGAUAGUGAUAGUUUACCUAAAAUGGAAAUUUUCCCAACUGCAGAAACUCGGAAUUCCCACACUAUCCCCUUCAAUUCCAUUCGGAGACACUAAAAAAUUAAUGCUCGGACAAUACACUUUCGGUGAACAGUUUGCAGAAUUUUAUAAAGAAUUUAAAUGCCGCGGUUUAAAACAUGGUGGAGUUUACCUUGGCGCCAAACCCUUCUACGUCCCUAUAGAUCCUGAAUUAAUAAAGUGCAUCAUGCAAAAAGACUUUCAACAUUUUGUAAAUCAUGGAUUUUUCAUCGACGAACAUCAUGAUCCUUUAAGCGGACAUUUAUUUAACUUGGAAGACACCAAAUGGAAAAACAUGCGGAUCAAAUUAACACCUACGUUCACAUCCGGUAAAAUGAAGAUGAUGUUCCAGACACUCGCUGACUGUACCGUUGGUUUAAAAACAGUAAUGGAUAAAUCUGCCGUCGAGCACACUCCUCUAGAUAUUAAGGAUAUUUUAGGUCGAUUUACAACGGACAUAAUAGGAUCAGUGGCCUUCGGUUUAGAAUGCAAUAGUCUGAAAGACCCUGAUGCAUUAUUUAGAAAAUACGGUAAAAGAGUUUUCGAGAUAGAUACAUGGGAACGUCUCAAAUUUAUAAUGCAGUUCGCAUUUCCUCGUAAUUUGUUGAAGGCUAUUAAAUUUAAAAUGACAAAACCAGAAGUUGAAAAUUUCUUUAUGAAAGCGGUAAGAGAUACUGUGGCUUACAGAGAAAAGAAUAACAUCUCAAGAAAAGAUUUCAUGCAUUUACUCAUUCAACUGAAAAAUAGAGGGACUGUUGUAGACGACGAUAAAAUUACUGACGAAGGAAAAACUGAAGAGAAAGCUUUAACUAUGAAUGAGUUAGCAGCUCAAGCUUUUGUGUUCUUUUUAGCAGGGUUUGAAACAUCGUCCACGACCAUGACUUUUGCGCUGUUCGAGCUAGCAACAAAUCCUGAGAUACAAGAUAAACUAAGAAAUGAAAUUAGUUCAGUGUUGACUAAAUAUAAUGAUGAACUAACAUAUGAUGGAAUUAUGGAAAUGACGUAUAUGGACAAGGUAAUAAAUGAAACGCUAAGGAAAUAUCCUCCAGUUCCUAUGCUCAUGAGAAAAUGUAAUAAGGAGUACUUAAUUCCAAAUACGUCCAUCAUCUUACCUAAAAACAUGGAUGUUGAUAUAGCGGUUCUAGGUUUACAUAAGGACAAUGAUUAUUAUCCGAAUCCAGAAGUCUUCGACCCAGAACGUUUCUCUGAUGAACAAAAAUCUUCCAGACCAGCAUUCACAUGGCUACCGUUCGGUGAAGGACCCAGAGUUUGCAUUGGUUUACGCUUCGGGAUGUUACAAAGCAAAGUUGGUUUAACAACCUUGUUGAAAAAUUACAAGAUAAAGUUAAGUUCCAAAACCAAGACUCCCUUGGAAUUAGACAAAAACAGUUUUGUCACUACUGCAGAGGGUGGAAUAUGGAUAGAUGUAGAGAAAUUAAACAAAAAAAAUUAGUAUAAUA